Molecule: messenger RNA, 2761 nt
Organism: Hippocampus zosterae (dwarf seahorse)
Lineage: Eukaryota; Metazoa; Chordata; Actinopteri; Syngnathiformes; Syngnathidae
Gene: crfb2
Product: cytokine receptor family member b2
Exons: 7
Coding region: 804-2300 (498 amino acids)
Molecular function (GO): protein binding
Source: RefSeq, a predicted model, not a curated record
AGCGGCAUUAACUUAAAGCAGUUUACUAAAAGGCUUUUGAGCAAGUCCAAUCCGUUAGUUCAUAGGAAGAUAUGGCACAUCCAAUAUGGCGGACACGCUGGCAUAUUGCAGCAGCUAACCAACGUGCUCAAAGAUACUCUUGUCUCUACGUUUCAACACAAACGCGAUCAUGUGAUUUCCUAUCUGGUGCCUUCAGGAAACAACAGAGUAAUCAGACCUCUUAAAAAUUCCACUAUCCCAAUACAAUGUAGUUAUUGCCGCUAAUGUGUAUUCCUGUACACCUCAUUUAAUAAUCCCCCCAAACAUAACCCUCUAUAGUUUGGCAUCAUCUGUAAAGUGUAUACUGCAUCUUUUUUUGACAAAUUGUAUGCAAGUUUUCCUUGUACAGCAGGUCUGUAAAUGCAGCGAUUGUACGACUACCGGUACUUCAAGCUUAGGUGUGAAGGUCCCGGGCAAAAUAGUACAGUAUGUGGAAUGUUUUCCACUGAAGGUAGCUGCAAUGUCUAUUAUUUUAUUUUACUUAACGUAAGCUUGUUUAAUUAUUUCGUGUUAUCUUAUGUCUAAUCAGUCCUAUGGUAACAGUUGGAAGUAUUAUUUUUUUGUCAUUGUCUUGGGUUCUUGUUGAGCUGUGUAAUGGGGUAUUUUCAUCCAAAGCAGUCGAAAGUACAGUAAGUCUGUUGAUUUUCAUGACAUAAUGUGGUUUACCUCAACAAGACACCGUCUCAAAAUCAUUCAGAAAGUGAAAGAGUCUAGAGAGUGGUACACCAAGAACCAGAAAGGCGACCAGGAAACAGCGUGCUGAGAUGAUAUUUGUCUUUUGGGCGCUGACGUCACUUUCCCGUGUUCUCUCAGCUUCCAGUGAACUUCCCCAACCAGUCAACGUGCGAAUCAUCUCAAUUAAUUUCAUUCAUAUGCUAACAUGGGCACCUGGACCAGGCACACCUAUGGAUAUUUACUACCAAAUCGGUAUCACUACAGAUGUGGGAACUGCCUGGGUCCCAGUGGCUGGCUGUCAGCAUGUCCAGUACCAACUGGUUUGCAAUAUGACAGAGGCCUUCUCUGAUCCAAGGCAGGUCUACAUAACCCAGGUUACAGCUAAGUGGCGAGCUCAAGCCUCUCGACCAGCGACCCACCCUGGGUUCCAGCCCAUCAAAGACACUCACCUGGACCUGCCGGUGGUGGCUGUGACUCCUUGUGGAAAAAAUCUGUGUGUGGACCUUCUGUCUCCAAUGCAGCAUCUGUGGGAGUUCUACAACUCACUCAGUUACCAAUUCAGGAUCGAGAGCAGCGAUCCAAGCAGAGCUCUGUUUUUUCAGAAAACCAAAUCUCUGAAUGGAACUGUUCUGAAGAACCUGGCUCCCAGCAGGCGCUAUUGCAUCUCCGUUCGAAUCUCCGACACCCUCGUCCCAAGGGAGUCCAACUAUAGCCAGCAACAUUGCGCCGUUACUCCGGGGAGUUAUCCUUCAGAAUCUGUGACCUCAGCUGUGUUGUGUGUUAUUUCCAUUGCCACCAUCGUCAUUGCGAUCCUUCUCGUCUAUACCGGAUUCCUCUGUCUGAGAAACAUUCGUAUGCCAUCCGUUCUGACAUCCAUCCAUCACACGAAAGAGGUCUGGGUUGUUGUGCCUCGCAAUGCAUCCCUGUCUUCCCUCCUAAUUAUGCCAACACUCCACUCCCCAUGGGAAGAGAAGGACUGUCAAUUAUCAGAUCUUUGGAAUACCGAAAGCUCUUCUGGAAACGGAAGUGGUUACAAAAUGCGUUUGGCCUCGGAUUUAUUGUGCUCGUCAGCUCUGUCACUUCCCGUCACGUCUCAGCCAGCGUCACUUCCAAACAACACUGCAAACCCCAAUUCUGUGUUUCCAUCCGUGGAUGUUUUUAGUCCCUUGCCCCAAGCGUGGAUUUGGGAUGCUGCAUCCCAACAUUCAUCCACAAACGCAGCCUCGCUUUCUGACAAUCUCUCGAACUCAGACUGCGGUCCAGUUUCAGACCAAGCCAGUUUUACGGCUGAGAGGUUACAUCCAAUUGAGGUGGAAAAUUGGGAGGUUGAAAAAGGGGACGAUCAAGAUGUUAACCUCCACUCUCUAAUUUUGGGUAGGUUUGUGGAGGUAGAGCAGAAAAACAUUUUGGACCAACGGAAUGCGGAUACCGUUGAUUUGCAGGAGCAUGACAGCAUUUCCGUGAUGCUGCCAGAAACUUGGGACGCCGAGGGUGCACACAUUGAAGGAACUUCCUGCUCUGAUGAUGAAGAAGAGCAGCAAGAUGAACAGUUUUUAUACAUGAGACGCCCGGUUUCUAUCUUAUAGGACACAGCGCUGGCUAUACAGAGCUGCUAAAUGUGACCGAUCAUCGGUAUUUUUUGACAGAAAUUGAACCGCUAAAGCAUUAUGUCCAUAACACUGAUUGUUCCAGAGGUUUGUUUGGGGGUUUUUUUGAUUUUUUUUUUUUAAUCCAGUGUCUCACAUUAAGGGUGGCCGGCGUGUCACAAUGGCGCCGUGUUGGCCCACCCACCAAAACGCUUCUCAGAUGCUGGCAGGUACAAAUUAGAUUCAGGAAUAUAAAAAAAUAUAAAUAUAAAUAUAAGAUGACCUUGUUUUGUCCAACAACAUUUACAUUGUUUCAACAGCAACAGCGGAUACAGGAAAUACAAAAAUGAGAAGCUAUUUGUACACUACACAAAAAAGGAACUGAAUCUAUCAUCCAUGCAUAAACAAAUCUGUAAUCUGUUUUAUUUUUUUAACUUAAAAAUAAAAGUGAUGAGUUUCAA